Symbiodinium sp. CCMP2592 is the source of this 3528-nucleotide messenger RNA. The record is from the annotation of a GenBank genome assembly. Lineage: Eukaryota; Dinophyceae; Suessiales; Symbiodiniaceae.
AUGAAUUCCACCUUGGACUCCGCUGCCGCAUUUCAUGCACGUGCGCUUGAGAUAGGUUUACCUGCUGACUUUCUCAAGCUGCUGGAAGACGGAGGAGUCACGACGACGGGCACGCUAGCCUUCAUCUCACCCUUCCAGGUGGGCCACUCGGACGAGAAGCCUGUGAUCGACGCACUCCAGACAGUCGUGAAGCGUGAUCUCACGCAGAAGGAGCUUUUCGUGACGAGGACUACGCGAAUCGAGGAACAACGCAGGCGCCUCAACGGAGUUCACUUCUCCAGUGACAGCGAGCCAAGCUAUCGCGUGACAGAUCUUGUGUUUCAGCAAGGAACCGACCAACAGCUCAUCUGGCUUCCUUGCCAGAAAUACACCAGCAAGGCACAAGAGAUCGUUUCGAGCAAAUCGGACUUAUCCAUCAGCUUUGACAACAGUGGAAAUCUGCGCUUGAACAAAAAGUUCCAGGAUGCCCAGUGUUCUUUGACCGGUGAAUUGCAGGUGCGUCAAGCUCUCCAGCGCAGAUCCUUGUGCUACGAUCUGGCGCAACUCUGCGCUUAUUCAGUGAUGGAAGCCUACCACGAAGAGAUGUUUUCUCUUCUCUCACGCCCGCCAGUGCCGGGCCGCAUGUGUAUCACCAUGGGCCAGGUCAAGGAGGCUGACAAGGUCCUUUUCUUCAAAAUUGCAGAAGAAACCAGAGGUGCCCUUAGCGUGCGGCCGGACGGCUCCAAGCCGAUGGAGCUGCAGAUGGCAAAUGGCAAGGGCAAGACCGGCGGCAAGCAGAAUCAGGGUUCAGAAGUGCCGCAGCCUCCUCCUGCCUAUGUGCUGCCCGAUGGCUGUUCCAGCAAAGAUCCCGAAGGUGUUCCGAUUUGUUUCCCGUACAACAAGGAUGGUUGCAAAUUUGCUAAGGAUGGCAAGCGGCGGCGCCUGAUUACUUCUGGCUUCUUCGCCGCCCUCGCGAGUGACGCUGCCAGCCGAGUGCGAGGGCCCGCCGUUGCAGACGGGGGUGACCCGCUCCCAGAGGGCAAGCAGGCCGCCGAGGGCCGCUGCUUCACAACAGGCUCUUUCGACUCUCUGUGUGAGUUUGUCAAUGCCGAAGCACACCCGGAGUUUAUGUACAGCACCAUCUCCAUUUUCGAGCAACUUCACGUGGGCCGUCACAGAGUGGCCAGGUUCGCUGCUUUCCACCUGACGCGCCAUCACCAAGGGCUGCCCGUUUCAGGCUUUACCAAUCUGCACUUGCAAUCCGACUUCGACUGGGAGCCGGUUUUCGCUGGGUGUGCCAGACUGUCUUCUACCUUUGCAGCCGCUGGUUUUCAAGUGCUCGCCAUCGACGGGCCGCGCAACAAGCAUUCGCCGCUGCAUCAGGUGUGGACGCUCGACCUGACCGUCCGGCAUUGUCAGGAGGCACUUGUAAAGCGUCUCCUGCAGUCACCCGUGAGCUGGAUGUGGUCUGUGCUGGCCCACUUCACUCGCCAGCUCAAGUCCCCGACCUUGGCAUCGUUCUUCAACGACCUUCAUACCGUCGAUUAUGCGCAACGCAUGCUCGGAGGCCGUUGGACCUUCGCUACAGCUUCGGAGGCCGAGCCCACGGUGCGGCAGUCUCGCCGUGCACCGCAGUUAAUCCCCGAGUUUAAGGAGUUCCGGGAUUCUAGGCCUGCCCAGGGUGAGUUUCGCGAGCUUGUACGUGACGGGGGCCGCGACGGAAGCUGCUCAACCUUCGGCAUCUUUCACACGAAGCAGGAGUUCACCCACAGGGCCCUUAAGCUCGAUCAUCCCUUCGACGACGCAGCGGCGAUUGACGACAGCGCAAGAAGGAACAUUUUCGAUCUUCUUACCAAAGGCCUUUCGUCUGUUGCUCAGAAGCGCAUCAAUGCCACAAAGAAGGUGAACCAGAUGGCUAAAGAGCUCUCAGUGGAGGAGGCAAGGUUUCACGCUUCGUUACCACAGCAUGCUCAGGAGGUCUUGAAACGCAAACGCAUACUGCUGUGGAGAAGGCUGUUGCAAGAAACUGGAUUCCCAGAUGUCUCGGUCGGUGAGCUCAUGGAGGGCGUCGACCUUGUCGGCAAACCGGCCAAGUUGUCUCUGUUUGAGUGGAAAGAGGUCCCUGCGACUUCUUCCGUGCAAGAUCUCCUUGACUCAUCUGUUUGGCGUAAUCACGCACUUCAGAAGUCGCUUGAUGUUGACGACUCGGACGAUCUUACGAGCAAACUUUGGGAAUGCACUCUGCAGGAGGUUGAGAAAGGUUUUCUCAAGGGACCGUUUCAGUCAGAGGAGCAAGUUCGUGCAGCGCUUGGUGAAGAAGCUGUCUGCUGCACCCGGAGGUUCCUUGUCGUCCAGGGUAGUGCUGAGAAUCCGAAGUUCAGGCCCAUUGAUGAUUUUCGAGAAAGUGGCAUCAACGCACAUUCCCUUGAUCACCUGCGUUUGCACGACGUCGACUUCUUCAUUACCUUGUGCCGAUUCAUUUGCAAUGCUGUGGACGAGAAAGGAGUAGUUGCGGUGUUCCUCAGAAGCGGAGAACAACUUCGAGGGCUAUGCACUGUUUCGAUUGAAGCGCUGCUUGACAGUCUCGGGUGGCGAUACAGUCGAGACAGCGAAAAGGACAAGCCGUUCGCUAGCCAGUUCAACUUGUUGGGAGUCCAGCUCUCUCUUGACUCUCUUCAUCUUGGCAGCAUCGCUCUGGAAAACAAGCCAUCAAGAGUUGCAAAGCUUCUGCUGGUCGCGCAGCAGAUGUGUGCAAGUGGCAAACUCUCGCGAGCGGAGGCCAUGUCUUUGCAGGGACAGCUCAACUUCAUGGUGGGCUUUGCGUCAGGUAGGUCGCUCAAGCUUGUUUGCCGAGCACUUUCGAACCUCGUCUACUCCAACCGAGCCUGGACGCGAGACGAGGUCAAGCAACUGGGAGGUUACCUUAAGUGUUGUCUCGAGGCUCUUACGCCAAAGACGAUGUGCUUGAAAGGAGGCUCACGCCCCCUUGUGAUUUUCACUGACGCCGCCUAUGAGCAAGGGGUUGCUACUUGGGGUUUAGUGGUUCUUGAUCCCGAUGCGGGUAGGCGCAAAGUAGCUGGUGGUCGAAUCCCCUCUUCUUUGAUCGAGCUGUGGCACCAAGACACUGAGGAUCAGGUUAUCGCUCAGGCCGAAGCGUUUGCAAUGGUGAUUGCAAGGGAUUAUGCAGCAACCUUCGCAAAGGGCCGUAGAACUUUCUUCUUCGUUGACAACGACUCCGCGCGAUAUUGCAUGAUCCGCGGUAGCAGUCCCGUGAGAGCGCUGCUGGCGCUGGCUCACGCGUUUUAUGCCAGCGAGUGCAGAGACCAACUUGUCACUUGGAUAGAGCGCGUGCCAUCAGCCUCCAACGUCGCAGACCUCCCCAGUCGUGGCGAGUGUGCAGCUGCAGCCAAGAUGGUAGGAGGGCGUGUCAUCAACAUUGACAGCAUUGUGAAAAUUGCUGCUCAGCGGUGCUCGGAUGUCAGCGCUCUGCCUUGGAGCCUCUUGGCGUGCCACUUCAAGGGCCCUGUUCCCGCCUUUCACUUCUCGUGA